Molecule: messenger RNA, 1250 nt
Organism: Vollenhovia emeryi
Lineage: Eukaryota; Metazoa; Arthropoda; Insecta; Hymenoptera; Formicidae
Exons: 3
Coding region: 265-1221 (318 amino acids)
Source: RefSeq, a predicted model, not a curated record
UAUAUAUUUCAUUAUAUGUUGUAUGCAUAUAUUUAAUAAGUUUAAAUUUUUAUUUAAGUGGCCGCUCAAUUCCUCUUUGGUGACUGGCAAACAUAUUUAAAGCUGUGUUUUCUCGACACUAAAAUUCUCGAAGCGAAAUCAAGAAUCGCACGCGGGAAGCCUGUUAGAUACUACACUAGACCAAUCUGAAUUAGGCUUAAUAUUAACAUUAGGAUAACUUCCUAUGAGCCAACGAAACAAUCGAAUGCUUGUACCCAUGGUAAAAUGGCGUGUCUGAAGAGCACCCGCAAGACGUACAGCUUCGAAGAACGGAAACUCCUGAUAUCGCUGAUAAACAAACACGACGUUAUUCAGGAUAGGAAAUUGGACCCGAUCUCUAUGUGCAAACGGAAAUCGGCGUGGAAGCGAAUCGCCGAGGAGUACAACUUAACGGUAGGGUCUCAGGGUGCACGUACCGCCGUACAGCUCAAACGUUGCUGGGAGAAUAUGAAGGCCUGCAAGCGUAAUCACGAGGAAAAGAAACUUCGUGAUAAUACGAAGGUAAUUUGUCAAACGACAAAGGACAAAAGGUGGGCGAGGAAUCAGUGCUGGGAAGGUAUAACUUGUAGCCAGAAUAUGUCGGAAGCGGCGGUGUCUACCGGAAACGGCGGUUUGCCACCGAAUGUAGUAUUCGAGCCGAAGGACUCAGAACCAUUCACGUUGCAAAGUGUCUGCACUGCCGGAUCUCAAAAUCCAAAUUGCCUGAAGAAAGACGCAGAUAGUCGCAGAGAUUUAAAUUUUGACGGUGUAUUCAAGCAAAUAAUCGCCGAUAGAAAUAAACACGUUGAUAUUGCACCACCCUCUGAUUCAGUGGAUGACUAUUUUAAAAGAUUCGUAACAAAAAGAAACUUGAAUUCCCCUACGAUCGGUCAGUCAACGGAAAAUAAUAAAAUCGGAAAAGUCGCAUGCCGAGAAAUUCAUGCAAAUGCGGGACCGAGUGACCUGUACACGUCCAUUUCGCCUUGCGUUGUGCAAGGGCACAAUCGCAACGGGAAAUCCAUGCAGCGAGAAGAGGAGCUGCAUGUAUUGGCGCUUUCGGAGGCGCAGAUGAAGGUCGACAUCGCUGCCAUGUUGAAGGAGGAGGCAAGGAUCAAGCUGGAGGAGGCUCACUAUCGCAAGGAGGAGGCCAGGCUUAAAAUGCUGUUUUUUACUUACAAAUUGAACAGGAUUAAAAAUGAGUAAAGGACAGCGGAUAAUUUUGUUGGAUAUAC